Molecule: messenger RNA, 468 nt
Organism: Staurois parvus
Lineage: Eukaryota; Metazoa; Chordata; Amphibia; Anura; Ranidae
Source: the annotation of a GenBank genome assembly
GAAUUGUUACUCAGGGACACAGAAUUGUUACUCAGGGACACAGAAUCGUUACUCAGGGACACAGAAUCGUUACUCAGGGACACAGAAUCGUUACUCAGGGACACAGAAUCGUUACUCAGGGACACAGAAUCGUUACUGAGGGACACAGAAUCGUUACUGAGGGACACAGAAUCGUUACUCAGGGACACAGAAUCGUUACUGAGGGACACAGAAUCGUUACUGAGGGACACAGAAUCGUUACUCAGGGACACAGAAUCGUUACUCAGGGACACAGAAUCGUUACUGAGGGACACAGAAUCGUUACUCAGGGACACAGAAUCGUUACUCAGGGACACAGAAUCGUUACUCAGGGACACAGAAUCGUUACUCAGGGACAGACACAGAAUCGUUACUCAGGGACACAGAAUCGUUACUCAGGGACACAGAAUCGUUACUCAGGGACACAGAAUCGUUACUGAGGGACACAGA